UGCCAAUUUUCCACACCCAACAACCCCACAAACAACUGGACAACAACAACAUCAACAUCAACAACAACCUCAACCUCAACACCUCAACACCAACACGCACACACACGCAACCAAACCUCCUCUCCUUGCCGAUCUACCCCACCCUUACACCGUCCUCUGGACAAGAAAACACUGACUGACAAGUUGACGAUGAGUGGAGAGGACAACAACAAUGUUACGGUGACCCUUGGCGCUCCCACUUGGGCAGAAAUUGCCAAGCACUUGCUCCGUCCCCCGUCUUGGCAACAGGACCCCUUCCCUGUGGCGAGAUACUUUGACUGUGAUCAUGAGGACACAAACCUCGGUCCAAGCACAUGUGUCGGCGUGCGGGGAUUUUUCAACUUGAUGUUGACAUGCCGUGGCAUGUACCACGACCUGCCUUGGGCCAUGCCAAAAUGGUGUCUUGCGGAAGAAGCUGUGCCAAAGGCCCCACCCAACAGGGCGCCGUCUACCUUUUCGUUUCAAGCACACAGCGAGCACUGGCUGGACACUUUCCAAGUGCGGCUCGCCCCACGUCAACAGGAACCGUUGCACGUCGCAAGCGACGCAGUGGCGUUUGAUGAGGGCGCAUGGCUUCGGCAGCGCUUUCUCGUGCACUCCUGGCUUGGCAUGACAUGGAACAGUGAGUGCGUGUAUUUGCAGCGGCAAGUGCAAGCACAAGCGCCAGCCUUCUGGAGCGACUUUGCCCGCUUUGGCCGAAUCAAGUUCUCUUCUUUGCCUGCCAUGGAGGCGUGGACCAACCGACCUCACGGAUCGAACGAGCGCACACAAGCCGACACAGAAGCCCCUGCAACGGCAUCAACAGCGUCUGCAGAAUCAACUCAUUCCGUGUCUGCCCCUUCAAGCUCCGCCGAUGCAGGUGGGGGCACUCCAGUGCAAGUGCAGCCGGCGCUGUUCUCCAUCAAAGCUGUGCUGGGACCCAUGGGAUCGGCAGAGCGCUUCAUGGCGUGUCGCAAACAACUUGCACAUGUCAAAGGUGGCACGUUCGAGCUGAUUCUGUGGCAUCGAUGUCGACGGCUGACAAUUCGUGAUGUCAGAGAGCUGCAGUUGUUUGCCGACGGCGUUCACAUCAAGCGUGUUGACUUUGCCAACAUUGAUGAUCUGUAUUGGUUUGCCUCCGCGCACAAUGGGUGCGUUGAGGGCAAGAUGACCAACAUAGGUCGUAUUCAUUUGGAAGGCGGAUGCGACGGGUAUGCGACCUUAACAGACAUCGCGCCACUCGUCGACACUCCGCGUGUCCAGAUUGAGGAGUUUCAAGAAUGUCGCGCGAACAUGACACCUCUGUGCAACGCCCGACAGCUCGUACUCUGCCAGCAUGUGGAUGAAGUCUCAUUUCUCGGCAACGUGCAUCAUGUUGAGUGGCUGCAUUGUAUGGUCGAGGAGCUGUCCCUCAAUGCGAGCCGCGUCGCGCUUGGGAACCUUGAGCCAGAUGAUGACUCCGUUGCCCUGCAUUUACCAAACGCGACAUACAUUGCUCUGAAAGGGUGCCCCGGUGCUGUGGUGCUUGAGUGCCCUGUGCGCCUGCAGUUCUUGCAACUCUACGGUUGCACCAAUGCUCAGCUGCCGACAUUCGAGCACGCCCAUGUGGUGGACAUUGACAUGGAGCUUGGUGUGGAGGCACUGCGCGAUUUGGGCUCUCGCGUCGACAAGCUUGUGCUUCGCGAUGACGCUGCAAAGCUUGUGUCGCAGCUCGGCACAAUUCCCGUGUGUGUGGAGGUGCAUGGAUCAGCGGAAGACAUUGGUCUCGCGGACGGCGUGCUUCCCGCGUGUGUGCGGCGUGCAGUGUUGACUGUCCACACGAAUGCCUUUCAUGUUGGCUUGCUUGCACAUGUGCAGCAACUGACACUGCAGGCAGGCGAAGGCAGCCGACCAGCCAUUCAGGGCUUGGAUGAGCUGCGCAAUCUGAAGGCGUUGCGCAUCGUCGGGUGUGAGCUGAGCGGCACAGUCAGCGCAAGCGAGCAAGUGUGUUUCACCGAUUGCUCUGGCUCCAUCACGGUUGAGAAUGCCGGUACCCUUUACAUCACUGACAAGAGAGAUGCAACGGAGAAACGAGAGAGUGACGCCACACUGAUGCAGGUGCUUUCAACACGCAAUGUGCAUGUAUGCCGCAUUGUCGACUGUGAGCUUGAAACGCUGUGCGGUUUUGCAGGCGUGCACUGCCUUGUUCUUCAGUGUUGUACUGUGGCCGACGCUGAAACGCUCCCGCAGGUAGCCUGCCUCUGCCUGCGAGGCCGCUGUUACAGGCAGCCCAUCGUCUCCCUUGUCGGCCGGGCACGGGAGGACAUGAUUGCCGUUAUCAAUAGCGGGCAGACUGACGUGUCAGAGGACCUCCAGCUGCUCCAAGACGACAAGGAUAUUAACGAUGAUGACAUCCUACAGGACUUUGAAGAUGAAGACGACGACGACGACGACAGUGAUGAUGAUGAUGAUGAUGAUGAUGAUGAUGAUUGAUGAAGGAGGUGGAUAGCGUGUGCUUCUGUGCGUUCGUUUUGGGGUGGUUGUUUUCCCCCUCGCGCACCCGUGCCCAUCUCAUAGACUGACCGUUGCAUUGCACUCUUUGUUUUGGUGGAUAUUUGUUGACCUUGUUUCUCUCGCGCUCGGGUGCAUGUGAGGCAGCAAGCCUGCUUGGAUUGCCCCCUUCCUUGCAUUCAUUGCUGUAGUGUUGUGACGUUGUCUUUGACACACUUUCUUGUUCGAAUUGCGCUUGUUUGUUGUUCCUCCCGUUGGCUUGCGAUUUGCGUCACACGAGGCAGUCAAACGAGAAAAACCG
Messenger RNA from Salpingoeca rosetta, 2809 nucleotides. RefSeq lists its product as uncharacterized. Lineage: Eukaryota; Choanoflagellata; Craspedida; Salpingoecidae. The record is from RefSeq and is a predicted model, not a curated record. Bases 190 to 2490 code for a protein of 766 amino acids. The transcript has a single exon.